This is a messenger RNA of Peronospora matthiolae, 234 nucleotides long. Lineage: Eukaryota; Oomycota; Peronosporomycetes; Peronosporales; Peronosporaceae. The record is from the annotation of a GenBank genome assembly.
AUGAUCUUCGUAGAAGGUCUUGAUGGAGUUGGUCGCAAACCCAUGCGCUCCAUCGUGCCGAACAAACUUGAUCUUCGUGCCGAACUGAGUUUGAAUCUUGAUAAUGUGGUUCUUGAUACAGUCUUUGUUGAAAAGACAGCGGCUGUGAAGAAUGUUGAAAAAACAGCGGCUGUGAAGAAGACACCUCGUCAAGCUGCGUCAAGUGUUGAAGCAAGUGGAAGACGCUUCACAUGA